Phyllopteryx taeniolatus (common seadragon) is the source of this 910-nucleotide messenger RNA. It is a transcript of the gene mrnip, whose product is annotated as MRN complex interacting protein. Gene Ontology annotation, molecular function: chromatin binding. Bases 83 to 724 code for a protein of 213 amino acids. The transcript has 7 exons. The record is from RefSeq and is a predicted model, not a curated record. Gene Ontology annotation, cellular component: nucleus. Gene Ontology annotation, biological process: mitotic G2 DNA damage checkpoint signaling. Lineage: Eukaryota; Metazoa; Chordata; Actinopteri; Syngnathiformes; Syngnathidae.
ACUAUAUGAUAUAUGACCGGAUGUUUGACGUCACUUCAACUUGAGCGGAAAAGACUGGGAAAAAAACCCAAAAGUGUCGAUCAUGUCCCAAAUGUUUCACGUCGUCAAAUGUUUCCGCUGCGACUGCUUCCAAGUGCAACAGGUGAAGAAGGUGAAAAAGUGGACUUGCAAAGUGUGCGGGGAGAAACAAUCUCUGCUCAAGGAGUUCGCCGGCGGCAGCGGAGCGGACUGCGGGCGACACGUUCGGAGACUGAACGCCGGGAGGGGGGCCGCGUCCGAGGAAGCGGCCGCGCGCUCGCUACGGAAGCGGCAGGAAGAGCAGACAGGAAGUGGAGACCGUCGCCAUCAACAGCAAGUGUUCCCCACCCAGGUGAGCCGCUGGAGCAAAUAUGUGGACCCGCCCGAGGACGACGACAAUGAAGACAUUUUAAAGGAUGUGUGUUGUUUCCAUGGCAACAGCAUGACUGACAGGAAGAGGAAGCUCGACGCCGACGGCCGCCAUCGGUCGAACGUCGACACUCCCGACGUGAGGCGCAGACCGCCGCCGUCUUCGGGACCCGACGUCGCCGUCACGUGGCCCCGCCCCCUGCUUCCCGCUUCCUCCUCCACGUCUGACCGCGGAUCCGCGGCGCCGUUCGUCACGGCCGACGGCGGCCCGCGGCCCCGCCCCCUCCUUCCCGCUUCCUCCAUGUUUGACAGUGGAGAAGACUUUGAUGACUUCUGAGGGAGGCGACUCCUGUUUUUUGUGUAAAACGCAUAUUGGCAAGACUUCCACACUCAUUCAAGAAGAUUUUUUUUCAAUGCAAUUCUAACGGGUGUUAAUUAUCUGUGGAUUUUCGUUAUUCUCCCUGUGGAUGUCCAUAACUAGUUGUCAAAAUGUAUCUAUCUUAAAAUAAAUCUGCCAAGAUGA